GUGGGACCCCGGCCAGAGCCUUCGUUUACAGGUCUCUGGUUGUCUGUUGUCGAGGACAGCACAGUCUUUUAUCUCAGUCAUACAGCAUCAUGGCUACUGCUGUUCCUCCUACUGUUGCUGCUGUUACCGAAAGUACAGGUGGAAGACUUGCUGGAAAGAGGAUUGUGGUGACAGCUGCUGCUCAAGGUAUUGGUCGAGCCACACUGGAGAGCUUCCUGAAGGAAGGAGCCUCGCUGGUGGUCGCUGUCGACUUCGAUGCCAAGAAAUUACAGGAACUCGACUCCUGGCCCCGUGUGGCAUGUCGUGUUCUCGACGUGAGGGAUGGUCCUGGGGCUCGAACCCUCGCAGAACACUUCAGCAAUAUUGAUGUUCUCUUCAACUGCGCAGGGUAUGUUCACCAAGGUAACAUUCUGGAAACCAGCGAGGAGAGUUGGGACUACAGCUUUGAUGUCAAUGUCAAGAGCAUGUACCACUUUAUCCAAGCCUUCCUACCCCAGAUGCUGAAGAAAGGCCGAGGGUCCAUUAUCAACAUGUCUUCAGCAGCCAGCAGUAUUAGAGGCAUAGAACGUCGCUGUGUGUACGGCGCCACCAAGGCUGCAGUCAUAGGCCUCACCAAAGCCGUUGCCCGGGACUAUGUACGUCAAGGAGUCAGGUGUAAUGUGGUCUGUCCGUCUCCCGUAGCCACUCCGAGCUUCCAGGAGAGACUCCAAGACCUGAGCGACUCAGAUAAGGAGCACGUAGAGUACAUGCAAGAUAAGAUGAUAGGCCGUCUAGCCUACCCGGAGGAGGUGGCCAACCUGUGUGUCUAUCUAGCUUCUGACGAGUCCUCCUACCACACUGGUAACGUCUUCACCAUUGACGGAGGCUUCUGUCUCUGAGCACAUUACUGCUUCGCUACUGACGGAGACUUCUGUUUACAUACACAACGUCCACAGAAUACAGAAUUUCAGGAGAUCAGAAGAGCUGGAGAAAACCCUAGACAAAUUCUAGAAUUCUAUCUAUCGGGUCAAUGAUAGGCAAAAUUCAUACUGUGUUUAUGUGUAUUUAACUCAACUGGGAAUCCCGAUAUGCCAUGUUUUUGAGUAGAGAAAUGAUGAAAAAAAUAAACUGAAUUUCUAUUCUCGUU
Cherax quadricarinatus is the source of this 1126-nucleotide messenger RNA. Its product is annotated as dehydrogenase/reductase SDR family member 6. Lineage: Eukaryota; Metazoa; Arthropoda; Malacostraca; Decapoda; Parastacidae. The record is from RefSeq and is a predicted model, not a curated record. Gene Ontology annotation, molecular function: oxidoreductase activity.